This is a messenger RNA of Nasonia vitripennis (jewel wasp), 5606 nucleotides long. RefSeq lists its product as uncharacterized. The coding region runs from base 639 to 3026 and encodes 795 amino acids. The transcript is spliced from 13 exons. Gene Ontology annotation, molecular function: protein binding. Lineage: Eukaryota; Metazoa; Arthropoda; Insecta; Hymenoptera; Pteromalidae. The record is from RefSeq and is a predicted model, not a curated record.
AGUCGGCGGCCGAACCCCGUGCGCGAAGCAUCGGCGCCGUCGUUGUUAUUUUCGUCAGCGCGAGCUGCACACCACGUGCCGAUCUCUAGUGAGUGUAUCACGCGAGAUAGAGCAAAAAAAUUGCCGAUUUUUAUUAUUCAUCGCUCGAAACGUUUUGGUGUGUGGUGAUGACACUGUGCUUCGCUGGUUCGGUGGGAGAUCGGCGAGGGAUCGUUACAUGCGGCUGAGGAUCUAUUAUUGGGACUUUCGGAUCCUUGUGGAGAGGUGGAAGUUUAGCUGAGGAUUUCGGGUGUAAGCUUGAGAUCGCAGCCCGCAAGCACAAAGGAAUAUCGCCGAGCGCGCCUCUUGAAUGCAUAUAGCAUGCGUGGACAUAGGCGCACACUGCGCCGGUGAUACGCUGAAUAAUAGAAGAACGUCGAGUGCGCCGCUUUACAACGAAUAAUUAUCAAAUAGCGAGCUGUGCCACUGGAAAAGUGCGAGGCUGUUGUUGUUGUACUUCUGUCGGUUGUCAUUGUUGUCGUUGAAAGUAGGAGGAAAAACAGAUCGACGCGAAAGGCCAAAUGCUGGGCUCAUCGAGUGGUCGAGACCGAUGAGCAGCGCAGGGGCACAUAAAUGCGCCUGAGGAAGGCACGAGGACGAUGCUGCUGCUGGCCAGGCAACCGCAACAAGUUCUCGCGCCGCUGCUGCUCUUCGGGUUUCUCGCGAGCGCCGGCAGCGAGAGGGAAAAGUCGCCGGCAGUCGGCCUCGAGCCUCAUGGAAUCACUUCGACGGCCGUCGCGAGGACGACCACCGCGGGGAUGCCUCUCCAAGCGGCUUUUCAUCGACGCUGGACAACUUUGUCCGAGGCAUCGUACUCGACGGAAAUCGACGAAUCGAUAAUGAACUUCACAAGUCGUUAUCGAAGAAAGGUCGACCACGAGGCUUGCGUUAAAUUCGAGGAAGGCGACCCGCAUAAGCAGGAGUUUUUCAGUCCGGGAUAUCCAGACCGAUACCCAAAGGACAUCGACUGUUACAAAGUUCUCGAAGCCGAUCCGGGCAUGGUGCUGAGGGUGGAGUUCCGGGACAGCUUCGAGCUCGAGGAGCACGAUAAGUGCGAGAACGACUACUUGGACGUGCACGACGGGAAGUACGGCUACUCGAGGCGACUCGGCAAGUUCUGCCGGGCGUUUCCAUUUCCGGAGAUCACCUCGAGCACCAGGUACCUCUGGCUUCACUUUCGCAGCGACGGCAGCAUACAGGGCACUGGAUUUCGAGCUGUCUGGAAUAUGAUUCCGCGGCCUACAGUCAAGACACCCGAGCCGGAAGAGUGUAUCCUGAACGUAACCAAUCACUUGGAGUACAUCAUAAGAACGUCGGAAAUCGCCGAUCGGAAAAAGCUCGCCGCCGAACAGGGCACCGAAAUCGACUGCGUGUGGAACAUCACCGUACCCGAGGGCUACAAGAUUCAGAUAACGUUCCCGAUCUUCACACUGGACAAGCCGAACGAGUGCGAUAUCAAUUACGUGCAAGUGUUCGAUAAGCAGCCGACGAUGCUGAACAAUCCGAAGAUCAUUCAAACCUUCUGCGGGAGUAUAGCCGAUCUCGUGACCAGCGCGGACAGGGAAGCGUACCUUCGAUUUUACGUAACCAAAUCGGCGAUCAAUAGCAGCUUCGAGGCCAUCAUGACUGCCAUUCGCGAGAAAGGAAGCGGUAAAGAUAAAGACAAAGGUUGCACCGACGAUGAAUUCGACUGUCAAGACGCUUGCAUCUCGGGCAAUCUAAAAUGCAACGGUCGUGCGAAUUGCCGCUUCCGUUUCGACGAGGAUCCGGACAUCUGCAAUAAAGUAAACACGGGCCUGGACUUGCACGCCCCACACGUGAUCAUCAUCAUAGUGGUCUUCACGUCCAUAUUGUCCGGCCUGGUAAUGGUCGGCCUCUACAACUUCAUCAAAGUCCUCAUCCGCGACGGCCGCAUCAUCAAGGGCAACUACCGCGAGUCUCGCGAGAAGAGUCUCGACGAGCUCGGUCGCAAGUCGAACCCCAUGAUAGAGCCGUGUACCGAGAUCGGCGGUAGCGACCACCACCAACACCAUCAUCGUCACCGGCACUCGAGCGAGUCGCCGAGUCUCGAGGUACUGGCGAAACCCAAGGAGCUGGUGAGCUCCGUGACGGUAAUCGACCGGGACUACGCGAGGAAGCGCAGGAGCGUCUCCAGAGUUUCGCUCGAAGUCUGCGAUAUUCACCAGAGUAAUAACGAUAGCAACGCCACGACGGAGAGGCUGCAGAAGGAGACGAGGGACAUGGAGGUCCAGACCAGGGAGAGCAUAUUCGACACGGGCUUCAUACUCAAGCCUACGGCGCAUCCGGCCUUUACUACUUUUGGAUUCCAGACGCCGGUGAGUUCGCGCAAGCAAUCGCUCGAGUACCACCCGGACCACCACUACCACCACCACGCCCACCCGCACCACCAUGCGCAACCGUUCACCUACCACCAUCACCACCAUCACUUGCACCGGCAGGUGACGGCGGACGGUAGCUCGCCCUCGGAUCGCUCGCCGCCCGAGCCGAGUCCGCAGCGCUGCUCGGUAUGCCAGGAGCCGGGGCCCUGUCUCCAGCACAGCUCGACGCCGCCGAUCGUACCGGCGCCGCACGGCUUCUCGGGCCACGGAUCCGUCCUCUACCAGCCCCAGGACCUCGCCUUUCUCCAGCGACUCGGCGAGGCCACCAGCCCCAAGCGUAUGGCCACCGCCGUCGCCGGGGAGACCGAGAUGCUCAACCUGAGCCCCUCGAAGUACAUGGUGAGACAGAAGACCGUCGGCUCGGGCGAGAACUACGGCUUCAUCUACGGCGCGGACGACAACAACACGAGCGAGCACACCGGCAGCAGCGCCACGAGCUCCAUCAGGUUCGGCACGGCCAAGCCCGUCAAGUGCCCUCAGGUCGCCGACUCGAGGUUCAAGACCGAGGCCGUGAUCGAGGUCGACCAGAAGCGACCGUUCAGCAUAGAGAGCACCAAGAGCGCGCCCGACGUCAUCGCGACGCACUGACGCAGGAGUGCUGGGGACUGGGAGUCUUACGGAGACGACCACCCCCGCGAGCACGAGUCGACUCAGGCUCAGGACUCGAGCGUCCUGACCCCCAGCGAGAAGCCCGAAAAGCCUCCCGGCGGCGGUAACCUCGAGGCGUCGAAAGCUUCGCUGGCCGACGACAGCGCGGUCGUCGCCUCCUGAUCGAGGACCGAGUCUCCGCCCUUCCACGAGUAUGUGGCCCCGAUAGUACUGCAAACGCCUUGCAAGCACUGGCGCCAGUGUCCGAGACACUCCAGCCUCCAGAGGAGACGCUGCGAGCUGCACGACUCGGACUUCCUCGAUCGCACCUGGCCGCGCCGUUUGCCCCCCAGCAAAGAACCACUGAGAGCUUCCAAGUCCCAGAGGAACUUCGGCACGCAGUGCAACCUGGCGGACUUUCGGGAGAAACGCGCCGGACCGGCCAUACCGGUCUAGCACACCCUGACGACGACGACGACGACGACGAGGAGGAUCGAUCAGGUGAUGCGAGGAACAUGAUUCGGUUUUUUCAUGUGACUUGGGUUUGUUUCCUUCGAGAGGCGGUUCGAGGGUGGGGACUCGAUUAUUUUUCGUCUGUUUUGUACGUAUACCACUUGCCACGCAUACGAGACGAGAGGGUUUUUUAUAUUGCGGAGAUAUUUUGAAGACCAAAUUUUUUCGAUACACACGCACGCGCGACACGUCAAUUUGUAAAUUGUUCGAUUUGUAUAUGAGUCGUGGAGGACGGAUUUUUCAAAUCGAGGAACGAUGCGUACGUUGUACGUUUACUUGCUACACACAAAGUGUACGUUAUCGAAGAGUUUUGUAAUCGAGUACGUUUAAUUAGGGAGAAAAUUGUUUUUCACUGCGACAGUCGAGGUAGAGCUGUGUAUCCGUUGCGAGGAACUUUUAUACGGUUUUCUGUGUCGCACGCGCGUAUAACUUUGUAUAGAGAGCGUAUCUCUGUUCCGUUGUUAAAAUGGUUUUUCACGGAAAUUCUCCUUUGAAAACGACGCACAAAUUCGCACGAGAAACUGUACAACUACGCGAGUGCAGCGAGCUUCCGGGAAAUUGGUAUAGAGCUUUACUUUGCGCGCGCGCGCGACAACUUUUUGUAUUUUGUAUCAUAUCGAAAUUUUAAAUUUUUUACGUCGAAGAGAAAAAGGAACGUUUUUUUAUAUAAAACGCGUAAAUUUUCCACUCGGGCUCGGGCAGACUUUUAUUGUUUGUGAGCGAUCGAAAAGAAACGGUUAUUCUUUUCCGCAGCGAUGAGAGAAAACGCGACAACGGCAACUCGUUAUUUUCUUCAUAUCCGAGCUAGUAAAACUAAUAUUGGCGACGUGUGUGUGACGCGGAAAAUGAAGCGGCGCUGAGUUUGUUUAUUUGCGGGCGACGAAAGUGAGUUCGGUGAAAAUCACGUUCAAUUUCAGCCGCAAUAUCGGGACGGGAGAGCCACGUCAUAUCCCUUGCUGAUUUAUAUAGACGCACGUGUAUAGAGUAUACGUGUUCAGUUCAUUUCGAAGAUCGAGAUUCGCAUCCCGUGUGUUACGAAACCUUCGUGCUUUUAUUUCUCAUAUCGGUUCUUCGUUAUAUAUAUUGUAGACCGUUAUUAUCGCUCGUUGCAUUUUUAGAUAAUGAUCGGGGAAAUAAGCGCACAGCGCGUUUCGCCACUAUAUUGUGCUCGACGAUGACAAUCGAAGGUUUUGCAGACCGUUGGAGAUGCAUUUAUAGAGCUAAGCACAGCCGUUCACUGCAUUUUUCCAUAAAGACCGCAUAAUUGUACUGCGUAAAUAAUUCAAUUAUACGUCGGGUCAUCGAGCUUAUAUAUCUUGAAUUUUAAUGUUUCUGUGAUAAAGCAGCAAUCAAAUUAUUGUCGAAGCGAAAAUCAAAAGGUUCUUCAAGUUCCGUUAUCCCUUGACGAUGUGCGAGGUAUAAUUCAAUUAUUUUACAUAUUCAUUGCGAUUGAUUAUGUAAGAGCAACGAUUCUUUCUAUGUGCCUCGCUGUAAAAGCAUUAAUUAAUCUUCGUAUCACAACAGCAAUGAGAAACACGUAGAAUCGACUGAUCAAUCGGUUGGAGCAGUUAUUAACGCAACAGCUCAUCCAGUAAUUCUAGUUUUCCAUCGAACGGCAGGUACAUUGAAAGAAUCAGAUAGCAAGUGAGCAUUUUAAAAAUGUUUCAGUUCUUUUUCUGGUUGUGCGUAUACUACGCCAUUGAAUAGUUUCGCGACAACCACGUUAGAAAUAUUAUGAAUCGAGGAAGUGUAACUUCUAAAAUGAUUAUUGUUACGUUUCGGAGAAAAACGUUAAAUAUGAAUUACCAUUGUUGAUAACGUUUCAUCUUUACGAAAUGAUUAUAGGCGUCUUGUUUUGAGCGUAAGACCUGUACGACGAAUUGAAAAAGAAAACCGAUGAACGUCGACGUAUCGACCUGCCAUAGGAGAAUUUUCAGUUUGUGUACAGACAACGCGUUGACAUAUUUAGUGCAGAAUGUACAGAGUGUAAACAUUUGUAUAUAAAUAACAUACGAAUCAAACUUAUUUCAUAUAAAAUACAUAGGACUUUUGAAAGUUUCAAACGCA